UAAGAAGACCAGACUUUGCCACUCCAGUUUUGGAAUGUGCACCAUGGGGCUUGUUUUGCUCAACAUGACAAUUUUACUAAUAGUUUGUGCUGUCGGUUUUCUACUUGAGGCAAAGGCUUUUACUCUCAACCAAGAUGAAAUAGAUCUGACGCUGCACAAGAACUGGCCUCUGGUGUAUCACGACGAGAACUGUGGCCGCAGCAAACUGCCGCUGACUCACAAGUCUAUUGGUGGCCACAAUGUCGACUUGGGAAAAUACCCGUGGAUGGCACGUCUUGUCUACAGAUCUUCCAAAGACGAUGCCGAGACCGGAGCCUGCGGUGGAUCCCUGAUAAACAAACGCUACAUCCUCACAGCGGCUCACUGCUGCAUUGAUGAACCUAAAAAUGUACACGGAGCAGUGUUGGCAUACGUUACAUUGGGAGAAUAUGAUGUUCAUCAUAUAAGGGACUGCUACAGAGGAAACUGCGCACCUCGCGUCUUGGAAGUUGAAAUUGAAAAUGUCAUGAAAUAUCCUCUACACCAAAAAAAGAACCUCUUUUCAAAUGAUAUUUGUUUAAUUCGACUCACCCAAGACGUCGAGUUUACUGAUUAUAUACAGCCAGUUUGCCUUCCCUCCGCAAUAGACAACGAUGAGAAGAACUUAUAUUAUCUGAACAUGACAGUGGCAGGAUGGGGAACCAUGGAAAAUUUCCCUCAAACCAGACAUCCACAUGCACUCCAAGAUGUCGACGUUGUCGUCAGACCUACGGAGUUCUGUGAUGUCCGACUAGGAAUGCAAUUUGACUGGGUGAGUCAGAUCUGCGCAGGACCGAAUGAGCCUGACAUUAGCCCUUGCCCUGGGGACUCUGGGGGUCCUCUCAUGUACUACAACACCACAGGAAGCUCAGGCAGAUAUGUGGUCAUGGGUAUCGUCUCUGGUGGCUUCCCUUGUAUGCACGGCAACCUCGAGGCCCAUCCUGGCAUCUACGCGAGAGUGUCCACCGCAAUGCCUUGGAUUUUAAACAGCAUCCACUAUCUGGCGAUGCACAAGAACUGGCCGCUGGUGUAUCACGACGAGAACUGUGGCCGCAGCAAACUGCCACUGGCUUCCAAGUCUAUUGGUGGCCACAAUGCCGGCAUGGGGGAAUACCCGUGGAUGGCACGUCUUGUCUUCAGAUCUUCUAGAGACGAUUCCGAGACUGGAAGCUGUGGUGGAUCCCUGAUAAACAAACGCUACAUCCUCACAGCGGCUCACUGCUGCCUUGAUGACCCUAAAAAUGCACUCGGAGCAGUAUUGGCAUACGUUACAUUGGGAGAAUAUGAUGUUCAUCAUAUAAGAGACUGCUACAGAGGAGACUGCGCACCUCGCGUCUUGGAAGUUGAAAUUGAAAAUGUAAUGAAACAUCCUCUUUACCAGAAAAAGAACCCUUUUGCAAAUGAUAUUUGUUUAAUUCGACUCAUCCAUGACGUCGAGUUUACUGAUUAUAUACAGCCAGUUUGUCUUCCCUCUGCAAUAGACAACGAUGAGAAGAACUUAUAUUAUCUGAACAUGACAGUGGCAGGAUGGGGGACCAUGGAAAAUUUCCCCCAAACCAGACAUCCACAUGCACUCCAAGAUGUCGACGCUGUCGUCAUGCCUACGGAGUUCUGUGACGUCCAACUAGGAAUGCAAUUUGACUGGGAGAGUCAGAUCUGCGCAGGGGCGAGUGAGGCCAGCAUUAGCCCUUGCCCGGGGGACUCGGGGGGUCCUCUCAUGUACUACAACACCACAGGAGGCUCGGGCAGAUAUGUGGUCAUGGGUAUCGUCUCUGGCGGCUACCCUUGUGUGUACAGCAACCGCGAGGCCCAUCCUGGCAUCUACUCUAGAGUGUCCACCGCUAUGCCUUGGAUCUUAAACAGCAUCCACUAUCUGACGAAGCACAAGAACUGGCCGCUGGUGUAUCACGACGAGAACUGUGGCCGCAGCAAACUGCCGCUGGCUCGCAAAUCCAUUACUGGCCGCAACGCCGACAUGGGAGCAUACCCGUGGAUGGCACGUCUUGUCUACAGAGCUUCCAAAGACGAUGCCGAGACUGGAAGCUGUGGCGGAUCCCUGAUAAACAAACGCUACAUCCUCACAGCGGCUCACUGCUGCCUUGAUACUGCUGCGAAUGCAUACGGAAUGGUGUUACCUACGGAGUUCUGUGAUGCUGAAAUAGAAAUGCAUUUUGACUGGGAGAGUCAGAUCUGUACAGGGGCGAGCGAACCCAACACAAGCCCUUGCCCUGGGGACUCUGGGGGUCCUCUCAUGUACUACAACACCACAGGAGACUCAGGCAGAUAUGUGCUUAUGGGGGUCACCUCUGCUGGAUACGUUUGUCUCCAAAACAACCUGAAGGUCCGUCCUAGCAUCUACGCUAGAGUGUCCACUCCUACAGACCCCAGACGUCAAAGGAACAGCAGAUCUAUCGAGAACGCCGCCAAUGUCCGUGAAAGUGUGCAGAGGAACCCGAGGCAGUCAAUUCCUCACCAUGCAAAAGAACUUGGCCUUUCACAAACUUCAACUUGGCGAAUUUUGCGUCUGGAUCUAGGACUGCAUCCCUACAAAAUGCAUCUGACCCAGGAGCUUAAAGUUUAUGACCGUAGACAACGCCGUUUGUUCACCGAGUGGACUUUGGAGCGUAGAGAUAUUGGUAUUCCUGACGGUGAUGUUCGUGGUGUUCGUCAUUCUUUGAAAAUCUUUUCUACCGAUGACUCUACUAACGAAAUCCCAGACGAUGAUCGUCCUUUUGAUGAGCCACCCUCAGACGAUAACCCUGAUGAAUCAUCCAGAGGUGAUGACACUCAAUCAGACGAUGAAUACAGUACAUCAUCUGAUUCUCCUUCAGAUGAAGACUAUUAUGAAGAUAUAUCAACAACUUCAAUAUAUGACUCUGAAGAGAAUUACGAGUCCAGUGAUGAGUCAGAGGAGACAUCAGAUGAAGAAGAUGAUACCGAUGAUUAUGAAGAGUAUUACGAGUACAGCGAUGAGUCAGAGGAGACAUCAGAAGAGGAAGAUGAUACCGAUGAUUCUGAAGAUUAUUACGAGUACAGCGAUGAGUCAGAGGAGACAUCAGAAGAGGAAGAUGAUACGAAUGAUUCUGAAGAAUACGAGUCCAGUGAUGAGUCAGAGGAGACAUCAGAAGAGGAAGAUGAUACGAAUGAUUCUGAAGAAUACGAGUCCAGUGAUGAGUCAGAGGGGAUAUCAGAUGAAGAAGAUGAUACGGAUGAUUAUGAAGAGUAUUACGAGUACAGCGAUGAGUCAGAGGAGACAUCAGAAGAGGAAGAUGAUACCGAUGAUUCUGAAGAUUAUUACGAGUACAGCGAUGAGUCAGAGGAGACAUCAGAAGAGGAAGAUGAUACGAAUGAUUCUGAAGAAUACGAGUCCAGUGAUGAGUCAGAGGAGACAUCAGAAGAGGAAGAUGAUACAAAUGAUUCGGAGGAAUACGAGAUCAGCGAGGAGUCAGAUGAGGCAUCAAGAGAGGAAGAUGAUACAAAUGAUUCAGAAGAAUACGAGAUCAGCGAGGAGUCAGAGGAGACAUCUGGAGAAGAAGGUGAUAUAAGUCCUGAAUUGACGGAGCACGAUAACUGGGAGCUCUUGGACAACAAAGGCCACUGUGGUAGGAGGCAGCCUCCCCCCACCGACAAGACUAUUGGUGGCCAGAACGCCAGACUGGCAGAGUACCCUUGGAUGGCUCGACUCAUAUACAGAGGCAAGGAUGACAGUGAAAUGGAAGCCUGUGGUGGAUCUGUGAUCAGCAACCGAUACGUCCUCACUGCUGCCCAGACGAAGACUAGAAUCCAUAUUAUACUCAGUAAUCUACUUAAUUUUCCAACAGCCAAGGAUGACAGUGAAAUGGGAGCCUGUGGUGGAUCUGUGAUCAGCAACCGAUACGUCCUCACUGCUGCCCAGACGAAGACUAGAAUCCAUAUUAUACUCAGUAAUCUACUUAAUUUUCCAACAGGCAAGGAUGACAGUGAAAUGGGAGCCUGUGGUGGAUCUGUGAUCAGCAACCGCUACGUCCUCACUGCUGCUCACUGCUGCCCAGACGAAGAUUCGGAUCCUCUGGUUAUUGUGAGGCUUGGCGAGUAUGACGUACACUACCCGAAGGACUGUUUCCAAGGCCGAUGUGCACCUUCUCCUCAAGAGUACAGCAUUGUGGAAAUGACCAAACAUCACAAUUACGACCCCCAAACUCUGAGGAACGACAUUUGCCUUCUCCGUUUGAGUGGUGAAAUCGAGUUUAACGAGCCUGUGGGAAGACUGCCAGACAUCUUGCAGGAGGUGAAGCUGCGAGUGGUGUCUGGGCUGAAAUGCAGGAUCUGGGACUUCGAUGGGUAUGACGCCGACACCAUGAUCUGCGCAGGGGACGUUGGGCGAGACGCAUGCGCAGGAGACUCCGGCGGACCCCUCAUGUAUGCUGACCUUGAAGAUACGGAGGACGGAGCACCAAAACAGUACCAACUCGGCAUCGUUUCCUCUGGAAUGCCUUGUUCCCCCGAGGACAGUGAUCCCACAUCCGGAGAAUACACGAAGGUUAUCCCUAUCACACCCGUGCAUUUCCAAAGAGCAAAGUAUAAUUUAGAUUUCAAAAUGGUGCCAAAAACCUUAAUAUUUUUAACUUUAUUUUUUGUGACAGAUGCUUUUCAUUUACAUAGAUAUCAAGAUGACGUUACAGAACACGAGAACUGGCCUCUCCUGGAUCUCAAGGACGUAUGUGGCCGCAGCACCACCUGGUGGACCAGGAAGACGAUCGGUGGCCACAACGCUGACUUGGCGGAAUAUCCUUGGAUGGCUCGGCUCAUAUACAGACAAUCAAUGAAGAACAAUGGUGAGACAGGACUUUGUGGUGGUUCUGUUAUAAACAAGAGAUACGUGUUGACCGCUGCACACUGCUGUACUACUGUCUACGACGGCGGCCUGUCAUACGUCAAGCUGGGAGAGUUCGAUAUCCAUCAUACGAAGGACUGCCGCAGAGGGAAGUGUUCACCACCACCCUUGGAGAUCGGUAUCGAGGAGAUCGUUAUGCACCACAAGUACGACUCAAAUUCAUUGAAGAACGACAUUUGUUUGCUCCGCUUGAGUGAAGAUAUUGAGUUUAGUGAUUAUGUGAAGCCAAUAUGUCUCCCCACAUCUAAAGACAUGAUGGAAAGAAGUUUCGUCGGCUCUACCCUGACUGUGGCGGGAUGGGGGUAUCUUGAACAGGAGCCCGAGACAAGAACCCCUGAGGUUCUCCAAGAGGUCAGAGUCCGAGUACUAUCGGACAAGAAGUGUCCCGAUCUGGAGGAGUUUGAAGAAAGUACACAUAUCUGCGCAGGAGACGCUCAAAUACAGGACUCCUGCGCAGGUGACUCGGGCGGUCCAUUGAUGUACACCACUGUGGAGGGGGGAGCAGCUACACACUACCUCGUAGGCCUGGUCUCCUCUGGGCCUCCCUGCUCUCACGAGCUCACUGCAUACUCUCCCGGCUACUACACGAAAGUCUCCAAAUAUAUCGAUUGGAUUUUGGAUACAAUUUAUGAGUAAAUACAUCUCUAUACUUACAAUGCAGGUGUUUAAUCUCAAAUAAAACUGGAACAUUCUUUUAUGUGCAUUUUAUAAAAUGUUUUGCAUAUUAUAGAAUCCAACAUAUACGUUUUAAUAUAUAAAAAAAUCAGGUAUUAUUUAAUAUUAUGAUCUUAAUAAUUAAUAAGAGAGUUUUGAAGUG
Molecule: messenger RNA, 5708 nt
Organism: Homalodisca vitripennis (glassy-winged sharpshooter)
Lineage: Eukaryota; Metazoa; Arthropoda; Insecta; Hemiptera; Cicadellidae
Exons: 28
Coding region: 35-5527 (1830 amino acids)
Biological process (GO): proteolysis
Molecular function (GO): serine-type endopeptidase activity
Source: RefSeq, a predicted model, not a curated record